AUGGGCUUUACCCCCGCUGCUUGGGACCUGUGGCCAAAAUAUAAUCUCUUAGGAAAGGCUGUCUUGGUUGGCUUCCUCUUCCUCUGUCACUUCCUCAUCGUGACGAUUCUUAUCACUGUCCUAACGAACUCGUUCAUGGCCAUCGUCCAAAACGCCAACGAGGAGCAUCAAUUCCUCUUCGCUGUCAACACUAUCUCCAUGGUCAAGUCAGACGCCUUGUUUUCAUACAUUCCGCCCACGAAUCUUNNUUUUGGCUGGGUGGCGUCGCCAUUACGCUACCUCAUCCCGUUCCGAAGAUUUGUCAGGUUCAACAGGACCAUCAUUAAGAUCACCCAUCUUCCGAUGCUUUUUGCAAUCUUCACCUAUGAGCGCUUAUUCCUCAUACGCAACGCGUACACCCCCAUGGAUCUUGUCGAGCGCAAGGCACCUAGGAGGGGUCGCCUCCCAGCUUUCACUCUGAAGAACACUGGGCCUUUCAGCCCCGGUACUCGUCUUCGUGAACCAUCAAUCGUGUCUUUCCACAAAGACCGGGCUUUGGAGGAGGUUUUCCGCCGACCGUUUGACAUGACGACGCGGACCAUAUCUCAGCAUUCGAACCCUGAUCAACGGAAAGCGACAGUCGUCGACAACUGGAUGCAGGAUAUGGGUGACGAGGGAGGUGCGAGUCCUCCGAUGGAGCAGCCUCGCUCUGUUCUUGAGAGACUAGAAAACCGCAGACCAGGCAUACGACGCGCCCACACCUCAGCUAAUAGACUUACUACGGUCAAGCGCGACUUCUCCACAGCUUCCAGAUCUGUCUUGUCUGAUCCUGAAGAUCUUGCUGCUACGAUCUUCCCGAGACCUACACCAAUGCGUAUCGAGGAAGAGACAGACUUGGAGAUGGAGCGGGAAGACAUGCCUCAGGAAACCGAUGCAGAUGGUGAUGACGAGCUUCUGACUAACGAUGGUGAUAACAUCACGGCUACUGGCUAUGACAGAACUCCCACAGGAACUCCAGAUCUCAUUGAGAGGAAAGAUCCAUCUCCGAACAAACCUACAGUGAAAGACUACUUUGAGAGUGCAGACUUCCAGACUGCAAGUUCUGUUCCAGACGCCACCAGGGCACGACUUAUGAGUGGAGAGCACAAGCGUGCGCCCCACCAACGUAACAUAUCGCACAGUACUAUGGUCUUCUCACCUGUUGUCGAGCAAGGAUAUACAUCAUCUGCUUCUGAACAUGUACCCAAGUCAUCUCGCCCUACUACAUCCAAACAGGACAGCGGUGGCUCGACACCAUUACUUCAAUCAGCACCUCAGUCCAGCGGUCGCAAGACACCGCGUACAAGCAAUCCUAGCAAACCACGCCCAAACAUGCCCAAUCGACUUUCACAUUAUACUGCACCCAACAUACGCUUCGAUCGCUUCGGCGACUCAACACGUCGCACGAACAGACAACCGUCUUUCAACGCUCUUGCCCUUGACCUGGCAUCCGACUUUGGUGACCAUCACCGACGCGAUUUGACUCCAGAGCCCUUGUCGCCAGGUUAUCAGCCCAGUAUUCCAGCGAGCUUCAGCGAGCAAAUGCUUCGUGAGCGCGAAGUGGCUUUGGACAAAGAACGACGCCGUCAGGAGCAGAGGCGUCGUAGUCAAGAGGAGGAGAAGGGUAUGGUGGGCAGAAUCAUGCUGACACGCAUGAACACUCUCGAGGAAGGUUUCAGAGAGAUUCUUCGCGAGGUACGCGACCUCGCACAUACCUCACGAGGAACCAGUGAUGCGGGUCUGACGGGCAUGAUCAAUUCCCGGUCCUCGCUGAUAGUGCCGCCGUCCUCCGACGGUAACGCACUAUCUAGGCCCAAGACUCCUGUUAGCAGAACAGGAGGUGCAAGCGAGAGAGCCAGGAGCCCCAAGAAGGGCAAAGGCAAGAACAAGAGCAAGGGUAAAAACUCUAUCAACAGCAGCAGCGAGGCUGAUCCGAUCAGUCCUUUGACUGUUCAGGCAGGCCUCGCUCAGGCCACAAGCCCAUCGAUCGUCAAGGAACCCGAGACACCUGGCACGGUGAGGGCGUUAUCAACGCAUGCUGAAGAAGGGGGCAAUGACGAUCAGAACGACACCGAGAAGGAGUAG
This is a messenger RNA of Aureobasidium uvarum, 2103 nucleotides long. The record is from the annotation of a GenBank genome assembly. Lineage: Eukaryota; Fungi; Ascomycota; Dothideomycetes; Dothideales; Saccotheciaceae.